Messenger RNA from Hordeum vulgare subsp. vulgare (domesticated barley), 1450 nucleotides. RefSeq names its product vegetative cell wall protein gp1-like. NCBI's taxonomy places the organism in Eukaryota, Viridiplantae, Streptophyta, Magnoliopsida, Poales, Poaceae. The record is from RefSeq and is a predicted model, not a curated record. The transcript is spliced from 7 exons. Bases 209 to 1006 code for a protein of 265 amino acids.
CGCUCGUACUACUAAUAAAUUGCCUUCGCUCCUCUCCCGUAGCAAAGCAGCAGCAGUAUCAAUCUUGGAUCACGUCCCGCACGGCCCAUCCUUUCGUCCUCAAGAAGCAAAAGUCGCUUUCGUCCCUGCCUGCUACUGCUAGUCGUCGCCGCCGCCGCCGCCGACGACGACGACGAUUCAACCCCCCCUCCUCCCGCGCCGCCCGCCCAUGUCGAUCCAGGGCCAGCUCCUCGAGGUCAGAGUGACGGGGUGCAGGAAGCUGCGGGACACCGAGUUCUUCUCGCGCCAGGACCCCUACGUCAUCAUCGACUACGCCAACAACAAGCUGCGCACCAGGACAUGCACCGAUGGAGGAAGGAACCCGUCCUUUGACGAGAAGUUUCAUAUACCACUCAUCGAGGGGCUCCGUGAGCUGAGUAUCAACGUGUGGAACAGCAACACAAUCAACACCGAUGACUUCAUUGGCAGCUGCAGGGUGCCGCUGAACAAGGUGCUCACGAGUGGCUUCGAUGACGCCUCAUGGCCCCUCCAGACACGCCAUAUGAAGUCUGCCGGGGAAGUGAUGCUCAUUAUGCACUUUGAUGUCUCAGCAAUGAAGAACAAGAUGGCAGGUAAACCUACUGGCCAAUAUGCACCGUCCCCAUACGGUGCCUCCUCAGCUUCAUACCCAGCUCCUUCAGCAUAUGCUGCAGCACCACCACCGCACCAAGCUUAUGCAGCUCCUGCCCAUGCACCAUAUCCUGCUCCUUCUGCAUACUCAACCCCACCUCCUCAGCAGCCGUACCCGCACCAGGCAUGUCCUCCUACAAGUCAACCACCACAGCCUUAUGGACAACCGUACCCGCCGCAGCAGCUGUACGGGCAACCGUACCCACCGCAGCAGCCAUAUGGGCAGCAGCCGUACCCGCCACAGCCAUAUGGGCAGCCGUAUCCACCACCUUCAGCAGCACAGUCCCCUUAUCCACCUGCGCCGUACCCCGGAGCUUAUCCACCGCGGCCAUAUUGAUAUACCCAGCUUCGGUGACUGACGUGGCGGCAUAGAUGAUGAUCAGUUCUGGCCGCUGAGUUGUUUCAAAUGGAUCACACCAAGCCUACUGAAGAUCAGUUAGAUAACUCAAACAACAUGUAAAUCGUCUCCUUUGCGCUAGUGUUGCGAACAGCCUAGCAACCAUCAGAAACGUUUAUUCUCUCUGGUAUGCACUAUAUAAGUAGCUUGCAGACUUCUGUGACCAAGUCAGUUCUAUAUUGUGGGUUUGCCAAGAUGGUCAGGCGCCUUGCUUCUAGUUUGAAAUCCCUAUUGACUAUUCGGCCAGUAAACCUAAUUAUAGACUUAUAGUGCCGCCUGCUUGAACGACAGCGAAUGCACUGGUGGUUGCCGGCUGCAAGGUUGAAGCACCUGAAACCCCUGGUAGUGUUUUUUGAUGCUCAAUAAAUUUGCUUUGUUGGUAUA